Aspergillus chevalieri is the source of this 882-nucleotide messenger RNA. Its product is annotated as ankyrin repeat domain-containing protein. The record is from RefSeq and is a predicted model, not a curated record. NCBI's taxonomy places the organism in Eukaryota, Fungi, Ascomycota, Eurotiomycetes, Eurotiales, Aspergillaceae. Bases 1 to 882 code for a protein of 293 amino acids. Gene Ontology annotation, cellular component: cytoplasm; nucleus. The transcript has 2 exons. Gene Ontology annotation, molecular function: protein binding.
AUGUUCGCUCAUCUCGAAGAGUUCUCGGUUAGUCGGUGUGAAACCCCUCCAGUUUCACCUCAGACGUCCCAGGUCCUUGAGAAAUUGCGAAGAUACUACCUAGACAACAACUUCCACAACUUCCAAGAGACUCUUAACUCCAAUUUAUCCUUCCCAGGUUUCGAUAUACGCAGUCUCUCUUGUGUAAUGAGUGAAGUUAUCAAACUGAAAAAAGCACGUUUCGUGGAAGAGUUGUUUCGUCAUGGGCUGCCUAUGUCACCGAGCUUUGCACGCGAAGCUGUCGAUGCUGAUGCAAAAGAAGUCUUACAAAGCUUCUUAUAUUAUGGAUGGGAUAUCAAUCAACCAAUGGCCCCGGAGUCACCUCCAAUUCUCAGUAAUGCCUUACAGAGCUUAGAAAUGACAACAUGGCUCCUUGAUCAUGGGGCAGAUCCCAAUCAACGAUGUGAAAUCGACGUAACCCCACUCUCCUAUGCUGUCGAACGCGCCUCCUUUUCAAUUAUCAAACUUCUCCUCGAUCGUGGCGGUGAUGUAACAACGGGUCAGCUUUUGCACCACGCAGUGAUGCGGGAGUCUGAUUCACUUGAAGCGGUGGAACUUCUCAUCUCACAGGGUGCUGAUGUGAACGCAGUAAUGUACCAAAACCAUCAACCUUCUUUAGAAAGGAGAUUUUUCAUGGCAGAGACUCCCCUUCACACAGCGAUCUACUAUGGUAAACAAGACGUUAUUCGUUAUCUAAUCAGCUCAGGAGCAGACGUCAGCAUCAAAAACGCCAAGCGGGAAACGGCUUUGCAAUUCGCAUUGAGAACCAAUAAGUCGAUUUGGACGGAAAUAAUACAAGCAAACCAAGCGUACCGAAUUCUGCAUUUCCAUGCGUCGUUGUGA